Colletotrichum chrysophilum is the source of this 1068-nucleotide messenger RNA. RefSeq lists its product as uncharacterized. NCBI's taxonomy places the organism in Eukaryota, Fungi, Ascomycota, Sordariomycetes, Glomerellales, Glomerellaceae. Gene Ontology annotation, molecular function: glyoxylate reductase (NADPH) activity; hydroxypyruvate reductase [NAD(P)H] activity; NAD binding. Bases 1 to 1068 code for a protein of 355 amino acids. The record is from RefSeq and is a predicted model, not a curated record. The transcript has a single exon. Gene Ontology annotation, cellular component: cytosol.
AUGGCGGGGAAGAAACCCAUCGUCCUGCGGCUUGGCGAGGACAUCAAGUACAAUCACGACUACUACAAGAACGCCUUCACAGAGCGAUUCGAUGUCGUGGCGAACGAAGAACCCGACCGGGCAUCCUUCAUCGAAGCCUUGAAGUCAAAGAAGUAUGGAGAUUUCUCAGCGAUCUUCCGUCCACACUUCCAAACGGGCGGUGAGAUGGGCCAAUGGGACGACGAACUGAUUCCCCUUCUGCCACCGUCGGUACGCAUAUUCGCUUCCGCCGGUGCAGGGUUCAACUGGGCGGACGUCGACGCGCUUGGCCGCCGGGGUGUCUGGUACGCCAACGGUGCCGGUGCCAGCGACGAAGCCGUCUCAGACACAGCGCUCUUCAUGAUUCUCUCGGUAUUCCGCAACUUCUGGCGGGCGCAGCGGGCAGCGAGAACAUGUGACCCAGAGCAGUUCACAGCCAUGCAUAAAUUGGUUGGGAGUAUCUCAUGGAACCCUCGUGACCAUGUCCUCGGUAUCGUGGGCUUGGGUAACAUCAGCAAGAAGCUCGCCUACAAGGCUCGCACCGCCCUUGGAAUGAAAAUUCACUACUUUGACGUCGUCCGCUCGCCGCCCGAAGUUGAAAAGGAGCUGGAAGCGACUUUCCAUUCCAACUUGCAUGAGCUGUUGGCCGUAUCGGAUUGUGUUACGUUGCAUACCCCGCUGAACGCGCAUACCCAAGAUCUGUUCAACCGCGAGACAUUUUCAGCGAUGAAGGAUGGUGCGAGACUAGUCAACACGGCACGUGGGCAGCUAGUACAGGAAGAUGCGCUUAUUGAGGCCUUGCAGAGUGGAAAGUUGUCGGCUGCCGCGCUGGACGUACACUACCUCGAGCCGCAGGUUUCAAAGGUGCUUGCGGACAUGGAUAAUGUGACAUUGACAUGCCAUAAUGGUGGUGCAGCCUUGACGACAAGGAUGAACUUCGAGCUGAAUGCUAUGAAGAAUAUUGUUGAAGUUGUAGGGGCAAACGGUGAUUUCGUUGGCGAGCCGUUGACUCCAGUCAACAGGAAGGCAUUUGAGUCUGCCUCUAAGUAG